ACCCAGGUCUCUCACCCAGGUCUCUCACCCAGGUCUCUCACCCAGGUCUCUCACCCAGGUCUCUCACCCAGGUCUCUCACCCAGGUCUUUCACCAAAGUUCUCUUACCAAGUUCUCUUACCAAGUUCUCUCACCCAGGUCUCUCACAUGCCAAUUCUUUCUCAUCCGUCCGCAAUACACCAUUAUUUCCCAUUGCAUAUGAAAACAUGAAAACAUGAAUACUCAGUUGGCCUGCCAGUGCCUGCCCAAGUAACCCAAUUGAUUGAUCAAUGAACGAGUCAGCUGGUGACGGGUGACGGGAACUGCAUUAACCCAAACUUACCCCACGAAACGCAAUUCAAACCCUAGUAUCUAUCUAUCGAGAUACUCCAGAGUCCGCACUUCGUAUUCAACCAACACACUCAUCACUUCAAGGAUUCCCGGAUAAUGACAAGAACACAUACACCAUGAACUUUAAACCACAACCCAUAAUCCAUCCAUCUUCAUAUUCGAAGAAUGAAUGGCCUGACCACGUGCCCCACCAUAUUCUUUUUCCCCCGUCCUCUCUUUUUUCCAUGCCUACCUACCUCGAGCUUACCUGCCACCUUAAACCUAGUGAAAUCUUGCAUACUCGAACUUACCACAAAAGUACAUCGCAUUCACUUGGCUAUUGGUAAAAUAUCAAACCCCCACCUCCACUUCCUCGCUCAUUUAAUACCGAGCUGGUCCUUCUUCUUCGUUCCCAUCUUCGCCGAGAUUCGAAGCAGGUGGGCUGUCAAUAUUAUCAUUUUGUUAUCGGAAUCAAAUGUCGGCUUCCAUGGAUAUCCAACAAUCACCUAGAACGUCUCUACGUUCUGGUGCAACUCAACCCGAGAGUGAUGGAGACAAUGACCAAUAUUACAGCGGGGGGGAGGAUAGCAUUGAUGCAAAUGGAGACGGUCCUCGCAAAAGGCAACGUCGGCCGAUGUCAGUUUCGUGUGAGCUAUGUAAGCAAAGAAAGGUCAAAUGUGAUCGCGGUCAACCAUCAUGUGGAUGGUGUAGCCGCAAUGGCGCUGUAUGUGAAUACAAAGAGCGCAAGAAACCUGGAUUAAGAGCUGGUUAUGGUCGAGAACUAGAACAAAGAUUGGAUCGACUCGAGGAAAUUCUACGCUCGCAUGCUCAAAUACUAGAAUCAUCCUUUGGUCAAAACAGCAAUAGUGUUGCCAAUAGCGUUCCGAGCGAUCACGGUACACCACAAAGUAUUCAUAGCUUCAGACACAAUGAAGGGCUGUCUAAUCAUCGUGGAGGGCAUGUUGCCAGAGCAGAGACAGCCCUAUUUCUUCAAAAGCCUUCUACGUUUGGACAACAAAAUACACCCAUGGAUUUUGGUAAUCCAAUGCCUCCAACUCCCUCGAUGCCAUCUAUUCACGGCGAUAUCUUCCAUCAGCAACAUACCCCUGUAUCACAAGGAUCGCACCUAUCCAUGGAUAUGCAACAAAAUCACUCGAUCUCAACUAGUCAAGCACCAGAUUUUUAUAAUACGAAUCAACCACCUCUACAAUCACCUAGCUUAAACAUAAACCAAAACCCAAACGAAGUCUCUUCCGAUCAUGCUUUACCGCCAUAUGAUUUGCUAUAUGCAUUAGUUGACCUCUACUUUAAGUAUGUUAAUACUUGGUGUCCAAUAUUACAUCGAAGAUCUACGCUGGAUUCACUAUUCGGUCCAUCUGCUCUAGAUGAAGCAGACAAAAUACUUCUACAUGCCAUUGUAGCUACCACAUUAAGAUUUUCUACGGAUCAACGACUUACAGAAGAAAGAAGACGACAUUAUCAUGACAUAUCUAAACAGAAGGUAUUGUUGUAUGGAUUGGAAAACUCCUCCGUAAAAGCUCUACAGGCUCUGGUUAUCUUGGCUUUGGAUCUCGUAGGCAGUAGUAAUGGGCCACCAGGAUGGAAUCUAUUGGCUUUAAUUACACGCUCAGUAGUUCAAUUGGGACUUGCUGUUGAGACCACUUCCUUCUCUGUCUCGCCAAACUAUCCUUCAAUUUAUACACUUCGCGCAAUGGUCUUGCCAGAACCGGAGAAUUGGAUUGAGGAGGAAUCACGGAGACGCCUUUUCUGGAUGGUAUACCUCUUGGAUCGAUAUGCCACAAUCGCCACAGCUUUUGAAUUUGCCCUGGACGAAAAAGAAAUCGACAGAACUCUACCUUGUCGAGAUGAUCUUUGGAAUAAAAAUCAGACUGUGGAGACAAGAUGGUUCCGCACGAGCGAAAGGAAAGAGUACGACAUUGAUAAACCAGAGAAUCUUGGCGCAUUCUCGUAUUAUAUCGAAAUCCUUGGAAUUCUCUCAAGGAUUCAUAAAUUCUUGAAGAAGCCAGUAGAUAUCAGUGCUUUGUCCGACGUUGAACAAUGGCAAGGCGAAUAUCGAGAACUGGAUAAUAUGCUCACUUCGUGGAAAUUCAAUCUGCCUGGGGAUUAUGGAAACAUGGCGAAGCUUUUUCAACCAGGAAGCAAUAAAUCCAUCAAUUGUGGCUGGGUUAUGCUACACGCGACAUAUCACACAGCAGUAAUACGACUUCAUUCAUCCGCUGCUUAUCCUACAACUCGAUCACCUAUUUUCACCCCUUCGUAUAGUGCGAGUCAACGUUGUCAUGGUGCUGUUGAGAAUAUUGCAGCUUUAGGAGAAUACGUAGUCCAAAAUGGCAUGCUCCCAAAAUUAGGCCCACCAUUUGCAUUCACCCUCUGGGUAGCUGCCCGCUUACUCCUCGUCCAUGGUUCAACCAUCGAACACAAACUCAGUCCUCAAAUCCAGUUCUUCGUUGACACACUCCGAGAUAUGGGUACCUACUGGCUCGUGGCUGAACGCUACACAACUAUUCUUCAACGAGUACUUGACGAACAUCGUGAUAGCGAAAAUGCCGCCGGUACACAUGGUGAACGUGUAACUCCAUCUUCUGUCAAGAUCCUUGCGGAUAUGAGAAGAUGUGCAUAUGAUUUAGAUUUUCUAAUCUCGAGACAACCGAAACAUGUUGGACUUUCACGAAUGCCAAGUAUCACUCCGGCCAGAACUCCAGCGCCGAAUGAGUUGGAGUAUUUGGAUGUUUUUGAUUUCUUCAAUGUACCCAGAUUACCGGUUGCUCCGGGUGAAGCUCAGGGGAAUGGUAAUGGUGGGAAUGGUGGGAAUGCAAACGGAGCGGGUGAUCUACAGAUGCCGGAGAUGGGAAACAGAGCUAAUGAAUUCAAUAUCACGAAUUUUAUGGUGGAUCAAAACUCAGAUUGGUUCAAGACUCUGAAACAUGGUAUUGAUGGGGGUCAGAAUAAUAGUUGAGUGGAAUGUCUUUUUGGCUAUAAAUUUUGGGGUUUGGUUCUCCAUGAUAUGUUUUUUUGGAUCAAAUGGGAAGGAAAGAAGAGAGAAGAUUACGAGUAUUCUUGGGGUGAAUUUUCAGCCUUGCGGCAGCGCCUGAGUGGGUAAAUUAUUUAGAGGAAUACUCUUGGGAGGAAUGAUCGAAUGUAGAUAAAUGCAAAGGAUACGGCACGGAUGGGUAGGGAGUCGAAGGAUCAAUAGGGAAAAUGGGAAAACCUACGGGAAGAAAUCGGACGUCAGGGGAAAUAUUUGAGAAUCAAAAAGCGAGGAUACCAUCGAUGGAUAGAUGGUCUCGUUGUUGUAGAUACCUACUAUUUAUGUAUGCAUAUAUUAGAUAUUAAUUGUAUUUACACAAGGCA
This is a messenger RNA of Botrytis porri, 3680 nucleotides long. RefSeq lists its product as uncharacterized. Gene Ontology annotation, cellular component: nucleus. Lineage: Eukaryota; Fungi; Ascomycota; Leotiomycetes; Helotiales; Sclerotiniaceae. Gene Ontology annotation, biological process: regulation of DNA-templated transcription; DNA-templated transcription. The record is from RefSeq and is a predicted model, not a curated record. Bases 784 to 3285 code for a protein of 833 amino acids. The transcript has 5 exons. Gene Ontology annotation, molecular function: DNA binding; DNA-binding transcription factor activity, RNA polymerase II-specific; zinc ion binding.